ACGGCGACGGAGAAUUACUGAGCGCGUUAUCACAAUUCCGACCACGCUGGGGGGCUUCGGUUUGAGUCUUGCAUACGUUGCUACAAGAGAAUUCGAUCCAACACCAAUAUUUGGACAAGAACCUAUCCUUAUAUAUGGCCUCGGCACUUUAGUAUGUGGCUUGUCAGGUUUAUUAAUUGGUCCAAUUCUUGGAAGUUCUCUUUGGAAGUUAUUCCAUCACGAAGAAGUAAAAUUAAUGGAACAGCGAGAUCGCGAAUUUUAUGAGCAUAUAAAAAAGAAUAGGGCCGAUCCAUCAUUACACACGCUUCGUAAUCCAGCACCUGAUUAUUAUGGUGAAAAAAUUAAAUCAGUAGCGGAUUAUCGCAAAUGGUUAAGAAAACAACGAGAGAUAGAUUGUGCACAAACUUUUCGAGAUAAGAUA
Molecule: messenger RNA, 421 nt
Organism: Dentiscutata heterogama
Lineage: Eukaryota; Fungi; Glomeromycota; Glomeromycetes; Diversisporales; Gigasporaceae
Source: the annotation of a GenBank genome assembly